GGAAUCACGUAGCAUCUCUACGCUGAGCCGCUUUUAACUCGGAUGACGAUACCUAGUGUGUUUGUGUGAUGCUAUAGCGCACGUAAAUCCAACCCGAUGAAUACUUAACCAUCAAUCUAUAUACCUUCCCAUGGAACGUUAGACGCUCUAUAUGAGGCGGUUAUCAAAAGGCGGUUAUCAAAAGAAAGGAAGAAACAUGUGUGUACGUACGUUGGUCGGUACCGAAAGUAGCGAGCCGGUAGUGGUAUACAGUAAUCAGAACAAGCUCCAAAAAGCAAAAGAGAAGUACAUGAAGCUACACGAUGAUCUGGUCACUAAGGAAUUGGAGAUGCUCAAACAACGGAAGACUCAGACAGUCUUCAUACCAGAACUUGCUGAUGACAUCUUGAGGGCAAGCACCAUAAACUAUAGCUCACUUUUGAAAGCCUUGUCCAAUUACUAUGAAGCUAUACAACAAACUAAGAUUUUCAAAAUUCUAUUUUACACGACGCAACCGGCUCAUGUAAUUAUGAUCGCAGCAGUCCUAUGUGUGACAUCGGCUCUUGUACCAACUACUGACAGAAUACACGUUAGUCAUCCUCAAUCGAGAAUAACAGCCUUUAUUUACCUAGCUUCAUUCGUGAUGCAUCUUGGUGCGCAAAUUUGGAUGACUUUUGUAUCAGGUCUUACCUUGUACUUCGCAUUACCGAGACACACGUUUGGGGAAGUGCAGCGUAUCCUGUUUCCAAGAUACUUCACCAUUAAUGCAUGCCUUAGUCUCACUACACUUCUUAUUUUCGUCAAACAUCAUCCUAUACACACAUGGAACACUGAAAUAGCCAUUCAGGUAGGUGGUAUGUCCAGUGCCUUUUUUCUGGAGCUAUUGAUACGACUCUACUUGACUCCGCCUCUUCUACGGCUAAUAGUACAGAAGAAUACUCUGGAACGUGCUGUUGGUGUCGGCAACGAGAUUGGUGUUCACAAUCCUGGUCCUCUGAAACACUGCCCCCACUAUUUAAAGAUUCAUCAAGCCUUUAGACGCGUCCAUGUUUAUAUAGCAAUGGGAAACAUGUUGACUAUGGGAUGUACGGUGUUACAUCUCCAUUAUAUAGCUAGUAAAUUAUGCUUUAUUUAAAAACACCGUUAGUCCCCUAAGUAAUGAGUUUUACUGAAUAUAUCUGUAUUCAGAAUCUUUUGAAGAGUACUAGUACACUAGUACAUUAGCAAAGAAACGCUAAUAUGUACUGCUUUCAACGUCAUAUAGUGUUUGCCUCUCAAUACAGAAGAUAUUUAAUGAAAAUAUCCGAUACGUUCUUUGAAAGGAAAAGAGCAAUUCAUAAGGCUGAUGAAUAUGCUUGUAAAAGAACGAAUUGAGUAUUCUAAAACGCGUUUAGAAUUCUCUGCAUAUCCAAAAAGAUUGAAAAUACUGACUUUGAUCUAUAUCCCUGUAGAACGAGCGUUCAGUAAUUUAGGCAUUACAGUAAAAUGAAAAAUUUAUACUUUCUAGAAUUCUCCAAAAAAAAUAUGAUCUAUUAAUUUACUAUUAACGCGAUGCAUUAAUUAUAAUAAAAAUGUAACGAUACACGAAUGACGAUAAACGUAACUCUUUUACGUUUAACCAUCAGAUAAUUACUGUUUUGUCGUUGAUCACCUAAUCUCUUAUUUGUUCCUCUUUUUCUCCGGAAAAGAAGUGCAAUGUGCGUGUUUGUGGUUCGUACGUGUGCCUCCGAUUAAAAUGUAAGAGAAUCACUUGGCUAAGGAAUGAAUGAAUAAUGGAACUAGUGAAAAAAAACAAAAUAUACACUUUACAGUGA
Bombus pyrosoma is the source of this 1793-nucleotide messenger RNA. RefSeq names its product transmembrane protein 205. The coding region runs from base 152 to 1114 and encodes 320 amino acids. The transcript is spliced from 5 exons. The record is from RefSeq and is a predicted model, not a curated record. NCBI's taxonomy places the organism in Eukaryota, Metazoa, Arthropoda, Insecta, Hymenoptera, Apidae.